This is a messenger RNA of Benincasa hispida (wax gourd), 1989 nucleotides long. Its product is annotated as Peptide chain release factor 2. The record is from RefSeq and is a predicted model, not a curated record. Gene Ontology annotation, biological process: translational termination. Gene Ontology annotation, molecular function: translation release factor activity, codon specific. Gene Ontology annotation, cellular component: cytoplasm. NCBI's taxonomy places the organism in Eukaryota, Viridiplantae, Streptophyta, Magnoliopsida, Cucurbitales, Cucurbitaceae.
UCCAAUUAUAUAAAGAAAAUCAAUUGAAGCCGGCUUCGAUCGGACAUUACCAAAACCCUAAACCCAUGAACAACAGCAUUUGCUUCGUUUAAAUUUCUCAUUCAGUUGAAAUCGAAAAUGUCCAUUUUCACCUUCAAAAAACGAGUAUGCAAUCGAAUCUUCAGCAUCUUCACAAACGCAUUGAUCUCCAGACGCCGGUUUAUCCCAGAACUUCAAUGUUCAUCAGCUACGGCUCAAAGUUGUGUCCUUUGGAAUCGUGGGUUAUCUGAUUUUAACAGGAUUUCUGGGUUCCCCUUUAGCACUUUGCGAUUGUUUUCUACACUGGUUGCGGUUGAGCCCUCAACGUCUGAUGGGCUUACAGUCGAAGGAAUCCUUGGAAAUCGAUGGACGAUUUUGGACGAGAGCGAGAGCGAUUGGAGGAGCCACGCUGCUGCAAUUGCUCAGUCCAUUCAUUUGAUCAAGAAGCGUUUACAGUGGAAGAAACUGAUGAUGAGAUUGGAGUUCUUAUCGGUGGAGUUGAAUAAGGCUGAUCUUUGGGAUGAUCCUGCACAUGCAGGGAAGAUAAGUCGGGAGCACGGUUCUAUUAUGAGUAAGAUAAAAGAGAUAAAGGCAUUUGAGAGAGAAUUGCUUGAGCAUAUCGAUAUGAUAAAGCUUGCCAGAGAAGAAAAUGAUACAGAGUUGGAAUUGGAGUCAAUAAAUGCUCUACUUACGAUGAGAAGAAAUUCAAAAGAAAAAGAGCUUGAAGCUUUGUUAUCUGGGGAGAACGAUUCUUGCUCUUGUUAUAUUGAGGUUCAAGCUGGAGCUGGCGGAACUGAGAGCAUGGACUGGGCAGCGAUGGUCAUGCAGAUGUACAAAAUGUGGGCUCAAAGACGUGGUUUCAAGGUUACUGUUAUGGAAGAAAUGCCGGGUGAGAUUGCAGGAAUCAAGCGAGCAACAAUAAAAUUAGAUGGUGAAUACGCUUUUGGAUAUGCUAAAGCGGAAGUGGGUGUACACAGAUUGGUUCGCAUCUCCCCUUUUGAUAGUAACAAGCGGCGACAUACUUCGUUUGCUGCUGUAGCUGUCAUUCCAAUAACUGGUGAUGCUUCAUCUCAUGUUCAAAUUAAUGAAUCGGAUCUUCGAAUUGAGCGUUUCCGGUCUGGAGGAGCUGGUGGUCAGAGUGUUAACACCACCGAUAGUGCCGUGAGGAUAGUCCAUAUACCUACGGGGAUUACAGCCACUUGUCAAAAUGAAAGAUCACAACAUCAUAACAAGGCCUCAGCAAUGGCGGUACUUCAGUCUCGAUUGAAUCAGCUUGAGAUGGCACGACAAGCUCAGUUAAAUGCACAGCACACACAGAGUCUAUCUGAUAUAACUUGGGGAAACCAAAUCCGUAGUUAUGUGCUCCAUCCUUAUCAAAUGGUAAAAGAUCUUCGUACCAAUUACGAGGUUUCAGAUCCUGAUUCGGUUCUUGAGGGUGAUCUCCUCGACAGCUUUAUUUUGAACUAUUUGUCGACAUCCCUGGACAAAGAUGGAGAUGAACCGUAAAGUUGUACUACGAUCUAUGCAGAUGAGAUCCAAGAGAUCCACAAAAGAGAAUAAAUUGUAUUUGCAUUUGCAUCUUUUUGAUGGAAGAUGAUUCAAGAUUAACCAUUUAAAGCUGGAGGGUCUAUGGCUAUCACAUCGAAAUGAUCCGUUUCAUCAUCUGAACUCAAGUUAGCGAAAACAUGUGACCUUUCUUUGACAGUAAAAGCUGCCAUGGGUUUUGUUACUCUGUUGUAAUAACCAUAGCCAUUAAAGUAUCUAUGAUUGUUCAAACUCAGCCUUCUUUUCUCAUAAGAGUUUGAUUUGUUCAUUCCUUGGCUCCGUUUUUUGGUUACUGAAUUCAUUGAUCCAUGAUCUUAUUGAACCUCGAUGCGAGGCUGAAGUUGACAAUUAUGUAUGAAAAAAAGUUUGAGAAAUUGAAGUUGAUUUGAAAAAAUGUAUAUAUGUGAAAGGUACGAUUGAUAAUAA